AUGCUGGACGCUAUAUUUUCCCUCGUUCGGCGUGUCUAUGUGCCAGUCACAGCAUCAACGACUACCGCGGAACAGAAUGAGAUGGAUCGAGAUUCUUUCCGCAAAGCCGGGAAAUAUGGAUAUGGAUUUAUCUACUUUGCAGUAGUGCUGCUGGUCAUCACUACCAUUAUUCGACUCUGCAACAGCUAUAGCGACAGGAUUAGAAUCAUUAUGCAUAGAGAAAGCAACCCACAGCCUUUCCAGGGUUCUCAUGGUUCUUCGACGCCGGACGAAUAUGAGCUUCCCAGUGCAGGCACUGAUGCUUCAAGCAUGCAUUUCUUUCCAGCUCCGCAAGCAUCAUCCUACCAACCACCUCGUUCUCUCUUCCAACGGCUUUUCCACUUUAAUAAAGUGAUUGCAUUAUUUCGGUGGAUCUUCUAUCGACCUAUGCCUACUGUCAGGAUUGGGAAGAAGCAAAUCGUCUUCCCUUCUCUAGCUGUGAUUUCCAUUGUACUUGCAGCCUUCAUAUUUGUAACGCUUUACUGCUUUGUGCCGCAGCCCUUUUACUAUUGGACCAUCGCCUUAGGAUCGCCACCACUAGCUAUUCGUGCAGGCAUGCUGGCAGUUUCAAUGAUUCCGUGGAUUGUUGCGCUUGCUACAAAAGCAAACUUUAUCACCAUGGCGACUGGCCUAGGCCCUGAACGAUUGAAUGGGCUGCAUAGAUGGCUAUCCUAUAUCUGUCUCUUCCUCUGCAUUAUUCAUAUGGUUCCGUUCUAUGUUACGCCCAUAUGGACAGACAAUGCUCUAGUCAACUACCGAAACUGGGUACCGCCUGGUAUCUAUUAUUAUGGAAAUGGCUGGGCAGCAAUGGCACCAUUGAUUGUGCUAUGUGUUCAUUCACUCCCUUUCCUGCGACACUGGAUGUACGAGCUUUUUGUUUUCGUCCAUAUCCCAGUCUCUUGGGUUUUCGUGGCAAUGAUGUUCUGGCAUAGCAAGAAUUAUCUCAAAUCUUGGGGCUACCUCUGGACAACAGUGGCGAUCUGGAUUGCGACAUAUUUUAUUCGAUUAUUCUAUUUGAAUUGGAGUAAUCCGUUCCGAAUUUCGUCCUUUUUAAUCGGAGAAGAAGCGGCUGUCACCUUGCUACCUCAAAACGCAGUCAAGGUUACCAUUCCUACAAAGAUGCGCUGGAGAGCCGGGCAGUACGUCUAUUUACGCAUGCCAAGUAUCGGUUUUGUCCAAAGUCAUCCUUUCACAAUCGCUUCGCUUUGCAGUGAUGAUUUCCCCUCUGCUUAUGGCCCGAAAUACCGCGAUAUGACGCUCAUCUUCCGACCAUUCCAAGGAUUUACCCGCAAAGUAGUGGAUAAGGCGUUGGAGAAUGGUCCAAUGAAAACAUACACUGCAUUUAUUGAGGGUCCAUAUGGUGGUAUGCAACGCGAUAUGGCAGCGUUCGAUGAUGUGGUGUUCUUCGCAGGCGGAAGUGGUAUUACUGCCAUUGCAAGUCAAUUGUUAGAUCUGAUCAAGCGAAUCCGAGAUGGUAAAGCUGUUACGAAGUCAAUCAAGGUCGUUUGGGCACUAAAGUCACCGGAGACAAUGGAGUGGUUUCAAGAAGAACUACGUAUUUGUCGUGACAAUGCACCUGCCAACCUAAUGUAUUGCCAUUUCUUCCUCACUGGUAUUAGCAUGCAACAAGCAGACCAGGCAGGCCGAGACCUCGUCCAAGAGAAGAUCUACGGCAUGCUACAAGGAAUCGAUAAGCGAGACUCGACAUACAUUCGACAGGAGGCCGACGGUGAUCUGGAACGAGAGAAGGAGCUUCGCCGUGAGAACGAGGACGGCUUAGGUGCUCUUCCAGGUGCACCUCCCGCCGCUCACGUUAUCGGAACUAGGCAAUACUACCAGCCUGGAAUAAGCUCAGUAUCACCGGGGAUCAGUAUUAGUCCUGGGUUUGAUUUUGGGUUCGGUAGCUCGACACCCACGUCACUGAAGCAGCCCACGCCGCGCUAUGCUUCUUUCCAACCAUCUCAUCGUAGAGAUAAUUGGAAGACAGAUUAUUUCCGACCAGAUGUUUCAAAGAUGCUUAAUGAGUUCUCGCAGACAUUUGGUCGUCGGGCGUGUAUCUUUGUUUGUGGUCCGCCUGGUCUUCGUGUUGAGGUGGCUAACACGGUGGCUAAGCUGCAGAUGCGUGUUAUGAGUGAUUCAUCUAAGGAUGAGAUUUUCUUGCACGCGGAGAAUUAUAAUCAUUAG
Molecule: messenger RNA, 2223 nt
Organism: Penicillium angulare
Lineage: Eukaryota; Fungi; Ascomycota; Eurotiomycetes; Eurotiales; Aspergillaceae
Product: putative metalloreductase transmembrane component
Exons: 1
Coding region: 1-2223 (740 amino acids)
Biological process (GO): intracellular iron ion homeostasis; copper ion import; iron ion transport
Cellular component (GO): plasma membrane
Molecular function (GO): ferric-chelate reductase activity
Source: RefSeq, a predicted model, not a curated record